CUUCCGGUGAAGAAGACAUUUUCAGGCCAGCCGUUGCAGCCGAACAGUCAAUAUAAACAUUGGCACCUCCGAGGAUUUCUGAGCGUUUUUAUCAACAUAAAUGUAGCUUUUUUUCCUGCUCUUUUACUACAGAUUUGCAGAAUGACGCGGUGAAAUGUGCAGGUUUUCUCACUGAGCCUUGAUUGUGUGAAUUAUGAUCGUACGGAGGCCUUGAUGUCCAGCUAACCUAACGGAAGCCAAUGAUCCAACUGGAGAAACCAGUGCUGACUGGCACCAUGCCGGUGGUGUGGCCCACCAUCCUGGACCUGGGGCGGGACGAGUGUAAAAGAAUUCUCCGUAAACUUGAAUUGGAAGCGUACGCUGGAGUUAUCAGCGCCCUGCGAGCUCAGGGAGACCUGACGAAGGACAAGAAAGACCUCCUGGGAGGACUAACUAAAAUGCUUGGCAUCUCAACGGAGCGUCAUCGAGCAGAGGUCCGCAGGGCCGUUAACGACGAGCGCCUCACCACCAUCGCCUAUCACAUGUCCGGCCCCAACAACUCGUCCGAAUGGUCCAUUGAAGGACGGCGACUUGUUCCCUUGAUGCCGAGGCUGGUGCCUCAGACGGCCUUCACGGCCACGGCCAACGCUGUGGCCAGUGCCACAGCCAAUCAGAACGCCUCCUUUCUGUUGCCGGCUGAAACGGGAAACAAGGAAGUGGUUGUUUGUUACUCCUACACGAGCACCAGCUCUACAGCCACCAGCGCCACGGCAUCAAGCGGAGGCGUGGGAACAACGGUGAAAUCUCAGAGACCGGCCAGCCCGUCAUCCAACGUGGUGGUGCUGCCGAGCGGGAGCACCGUCUACGUGAAAAGUGUGAGCUGUUCCGACGAUGACGAAAAGCCUCGCAAACGAAGACGCACAAACUCGUCCAGCUCGUCCCCGGUGAUGCUGAAGGACGUCACCAAGAUGUCCCCGCCGGUAUCCAAGAACAUCACGGUGCCGGUGAGCGGCAGCCCCAAGAUGAGCAACAUCAUGCAGAGCAUCGCCAACUCCCUGCCGCCUCACCUGUCCCCCGUCAAAAUCACCUUCACCAAACCCACCAUCCAGACCACCAGCAACGCCACGCAGAAGGUGAUCAUCGUGACGACUUCCCCCAGCUCCGGCUUCGUACCCAACAUCCUGUCCAAGUCUCACGCCCAUAGCGCCGCCGCCAUGGCCAAACUGGGCUCCACCUCCAUUCUGACGACCCCCACCCAGAAACAGACUGUGGUCUUCCCGGCCAGCUCCACCACCUCGUCCAACACCGUAGCUGUGACGACGGUGGUGUCCUCUACUCCGUCGGUGGUGAUGUCCACUGUGGCCCAAUGUGCAGCUUCUGCAGGAGUGAAGGUUGCUUCAGCGAGACUGCCAUCGCCAAAGACCCUGGUGGGCUCCCCCACUCAGAUCCUGGCCCAGUUUCCCAAACAGCAGUCGCCCAAGCAGCUGCAGCAGAGCUCGCCGUUAGGAGCGUCGGGUAUCAGUCAGGCCCAGACCUCCACCACCACGCCGCCAGGAGCCAAACCCACCAUCCAGAUCAAACAGGAGUCCGGGGUGAAGAUAAUCACUCAGCAGGUACAGCCCAGUAAAAUCCUGCCCAAACCGUCCUCUGUGGCUCUGUCCAGCAGCAGCUCGUCGCCCAUCAUGGUCGUCAGCAGCAACGGCACCAUCAUGACCACCAAGCUGGUCACGCAGCCCACAGCCACCCAGGCAACUUACACGAGACCCACAGUAAGUCCCAGUAUUGGCGCCAGAAUAUCAGCCUCCAGUGGAGGGACCACCUACGUCAAGACCACCAGUGGCAGCAUCAUCACUGUGGUGCCCAAGUCUCUGGCCACGCUGGGUGGGAAGAUCAUCAGCAGCAACAUCGUGUCUGGCACGACGACAAAGAUCACCACCAUCCCCAUGACGUCCAAGCCCAACGUGAUCGUGGUGCAGAAAACUACGGGCAAAGGAGCGACCAUCCAGGGACUGCCGGGCAAGAAUGUGGUGACGACGCUGUUAAACGCCGGCGGGGAGAAGAGCCUGCAGGCGGUUCAGGGGACCAAACCCGCCAUCAUCACCACCUCCAGGCCCAUCACCAAGAUGAUCGUCACCCAACCCAAAGGCAUAAGCUGCGGAUCUCAGUCCACCGCCACCAAGAUCAUCCCGACCAAGAUUGUUUACGGCCAGCAGGGCAAGACGCAGGUUCUCAUCAAGCCGAAGCCGGUUUUCCAGACGGCGGUGGUGAGCGAACAGACCCGGCAGCUGGUCACCGAGACGCUGCAGCAGGUGACCCGCUCCGCCGAGGCCAGCCAGGCUCAGACCGCGGGGCAGGACGGAUCUGUGAAGGACGACGCCGGGGGUCCGCCGGAGGCCACCGGCUUAAGCGGCGAGGCCUCCCACAGCGGCGCCCAGGAUCCGCAGCCUGUCGUGCACAUGGUGUCCUCCAGAGAGCAGGACUGGACGGAGCAGGAAGUGGUCAUGGAGUCGACGCCUACCAUUUUCUACCAGGACGUGACGGGUUCGGAUUCCCAGUCCGCCGCCUCCACCAUCAAAGCCCUGCUGGAGCUGCAGCAGACCACAGCAGUGAAGGAGAAGGCAGAGUCCAAACCGAAGCCGCCCACCAUCGACCUGAGCCAGAUGGCCGUGCCCAUCCAGCUGCCCCAGGAGAAGGCCGGUCCAGAGUCUCCAAAACCUUUGACCUCAGAGGCCGAAACCAGCUCUGACCACGCCGCGGCAGGCAAACCCAGCAGAGCGGGCGCACCCUCGCAGCAGGAGGACGCCGCCGUGAUGCCGACCGCUCAGCAGCCGCCGAAGCCUUUCAAAAGCGGCGGCGGCGGCGGCCACGUCACCGUGCUAACCAAGACGGUCACAGCCUCCCCUGCAGCCGCGCCGUCACACCUGCCCACAGAAAGUCCCAGGAAAGCGGAGACCGUCGUAGAGGUGGCCGAGCUGGAGGGCGACACCUUGGACCCGCAGACAGGCUUGUUCUACCGCUCCAACAAGCCUCCCUCAGAUCCCGUCAACCAAACAACUCGCCCUGUGGCAGCUCAGCCGCCGCCGCCCAUGAGCCCGGCCGAGCAGAUCCGACCCAUUCCCACCCCUCUGCAGCAGCCGCCGCCUCCCCCACAGCUGCAGAGCAAACCUCAGAUCAGCCAGCCUUCCUCCUCUUCCACUCCUCCCCUCAUUAAGAAAAUCCCUAAACCACAGGAGCCGAUCACGCCCAAACCUCAAACCUUAACCCCGAGCCCCCACAAAGACAGAGCCCCGGCUGUACAGACCCAGACCGCGGCAAAGACCCCAACGCCCAGUACGCCAACCAAGACCCUGGUUACACCACAGCUCCCCAAGUUACAGCAAGCGCCAUCGUCCCAUCACCGGCCUCUGCACGCCCCCAUGUCACAUCCGCCGCCCCUGCAGGCGCACCACCCUGUCGGCACCGACAAGCCUGCGUCCGGCCAGCAGCCGAUCAUCACUCAGAGCGCCACCGUCACCAAGAUCACCUUCGGAAGCUCCCACCACCCGACGCCGGGCUUCAGCAGUGGCGAGGCGGCGGCUAAGCUGAUCCCAGAGUCCAGCUCGGGGCCGUCGGCGGACAAGCCGUCGGUGUCAGACAUCCUGAAGAUCUCCAUGAUGGAGGCCGAGAUCGACCCGAGCACGGAGCCCAUGGUCGUGGACUCCUCCAGCGACUGCGGCCCUCUGGGGAAAACCCUGGACGUCCAGUCCGUGUCGGGAACGCUGGACUCGGGCCAGUUCAUCAGCAGCUCCGGCGCCGACAUGCGCCACUCCCACACCAAGUCCCAGCAGUUCGGCCUCGCCGCCCAGAGCAGCAAGGACGACCUGGAGGUCAUCGAGGUGAUCCCUCAGUUCUCCAUCCUGCCUGACUCCAGCCAGUCCAACGUGGUAGUGGAGCCCAGCGGCUUCCUGGAGAUCACCAACUACACCAGCCAGCAGCUGGAGGAGGACAGCCCCAUGGAGCAGGAGGUGGACAGCAGCAACGACGAGGCGACGGCCGCCAGCCCCGCGGAGCAGCCGUAGGCCGAGACUUCCACACGAGCGAGGCACUUCUUCACUUUGAACCAGCAGACUGAUGAGCCGUUACGGCGGAGUGUGUAAAAUAUUAGGUUGUUAGAUCCCUUGUCUCUCCACAUGUGGUUCUUAUUACUGGAGGUGUGAGCGAGGUAAAAGGAUUAGCUUUAGUUCAAAACAGCUGGAAAACCUUCCAGCGUGUUAGCUUACUCGAACGACUUUGUGAGACCUUUAUACAUUUAUAACCUGGAGGUUUUUCAGAAUAUUUGUGUCCACUUUGCAUCGUCAUAUCAUCGGAAAAACCUUCUGACACCUUUGGGAUUUAGGACUUCGGCAAAGGGAACAAAGCUGGAAGCGGAUUUAACCCUUCUGGGACUCGAAGCAGACUGAAAUGGACCUGGAGGACGGAUUCAGUCCAACACAUGUGACUUAAACAGGAAAAAAAAUAAAGUUUGUUGUAAAGUUUAUUCUGAAGUUUAAGAUAAAAGCUCCACUGAAGGUAUGCAUUUGUCUCUGCAUAGUGUGUUUUAGGUGCAUUUAUUUUCUACUUUUUCAAACUACAGGACUAGUUGUGAAAAAAACUUUAAUCUGCACAAUAAAUCAGAUGAGUAAAACCUAA
Fundulus heteroclitus (mummichog) is the source of this 4647-nucleotide messenger RNA. RefSeq names its product EMSY transcriptional repressor, BRCA2 interacting (gene emsy). Gene Ontology annotation, cellular component: nucleoplasm. The transcript has 20 exons. The record is from RefSeq and is a predicted model, not a curated record. Gene Ontology annotation, biological process: regulation of DNA-templated transcription. NCBI's taxonomy places the organism in Eukaryota, Metazoa, Chordata, Actinopteri, Cyprinodontiformes, Fundulidae. The coding region runs from base 240 to 4037 and encodes 1265 amino acids.